ACUCUGGUGGAACUGGGCAGGUUAUUACCACAGACUCACAUUGCCACUCUUCUGAUCAGUCUGGUGGCUCUCACAGCUCUGAUCAUUGUGAAAGAGAUCAACUCCUGCUACAGUCACAGAUUACUCCUCCCUGUUCCCAUAGAGCUCAUGGUGAUUAUUACAGGGACACUUGUUUCUCAUUAUGCUGAUCUGAGAGCUGUUAAUGGUGUCGACGUGGUGGGAGAAAUUCCCAGUGGACUGGUGCCACCCAGAGUCCCAGAGGUAGGUUUCUUCUCCUCAGUGGUUGGAGACGCGUUUGCUGUGGCUGUGGUGGGAUACGCCAUCAGCAUUUCUCUAGGCAAGACUUUUGCUCUCAAACAUGGAUAUAAAGUAGACAGCAAUCAGGAGUUGGUGGCGUUGGGGCUCAGUAACACCAUUGGUGGCUUUUUCCAGUGCUACUCCGUCACUUCCUCCAUGUCUCGCAGUCUUGUGCAGGAGAGCACGGGGGGGAAGACACAGGCUGUGCUGUCCAGCAUUGUGUUUGUGAAUCUGAAGGGAAUGUUCAUGCAGUGUCAGGAUAUUCCUGCUCUGUGGAGGAGCAGCAGAGUAGAUCUGCUAGUGUGGCUGGUGACGUUUCUCUGUACUGUUCUGUUGAAUCUGGACCUGGGUCUGGCAGCUUCCAUCAUCUUCACACUGCUCACUGUGAUCUGCAGGACCCAGCG
Messenger RNA from Sinocyclocheilus grahami, 701 nucleotides. Its product is annotated as solute carrier family 26 member 6-like. The record is from RefSeq and is a predicted model, not a curated record. The transcript is spliced from 6 exons. Gene Ontology annotation, biological process: transmembrane transport. NCBI's taxonomy places the organism in Eukaryota, Metazoa, Chordata, Actinopteri, Cypriniformes, Cyprinidae. The annotation marks the transcript as partial. Gene Ontology annotation, cellular component: membrane.